AUGUUUUUCAAUCGCAAUACUACUUUUUGUGAAGACGAUUGGAAUAAUCCCGUUCAGGAUGAGAAGCUUCCAUUACAAUUUGAUGGCUCAUAUUUUGUGAAAAAUCUUGAUGAUAAACUGCUAUGUGAUUUGACACGAAGAGAUGAAAUUCGACAACUUCUCAAACAUCCAGAAUCUAAUAUUCGGCAUACAUUCUCUCGAAAUACUUUCAUAUUGAGAUCGCCUAUUGAAUCCAAUAUCAAGUGCAAAACUUGUUCUCUCAUUAAUGAUCAAUCGGUUUACCAAUGGGAACUCAUUGAUCAUCAUGCUUCGCAAAAAUAUCUCAAACUUCGUGAAGAAUUAAAGCCACGUUCAAUAAAACGACUACUAAAAAAUAAAACUUAUUCGAUAAAUAAAGGUUAUAUAAGUGCACGGCUAAGGCAUCUGUCAUCAUUUGAAUAUAUACAAAAUUCUUUCAAAAAAGCAGGUGAUGAAGACAAUCCAUUUUAUAUAUUGUAUGCAUACACAAUGUGUCGAAAUUUCUCAACAAUUUUGAACAAUGAUUUGGCUCGAAUCAUCAUUCAUAAUCUGACAAAUAGUUGCAGUAGAUUCUGUUGUGACUGCCUUUAUUCAACUGAGGACGGCACCAAAUCCAUUGUCACUAUUCUUCUGUAUCAUCCUCAAUUUGAACAUCUAAACUUUGUUGGCGAUGUAUAUCGCGGUUUUGUCAUUAAAAAAUGGAGACUUUCUCAUUAUACGGAAGGAUCUUGCAUCAUUACAACAACAUUUCUUUCUACUUCGAAAAAUCGUAAGAUAGCUGAGUUCUUCAGCGGACAAGAUGAUACAUCACUGCAUACCGAUGAUAUAUCUAUCUUGUGCAUAUACAAAAUCAAUAAUAAAGAUCGAACAGCUCUUUACAUUGCUGAAUAUUCGAAAUUUCAAGAAGAAGAAGAAGUUUUGAUCUUACCAUAUUCAUCAUUUAAAAUUAUGAAAAUCGUGAUCAAUAAUGAACAACAAUAA
This is a messenger RNA of Rotaria sp. Silwood2, 999 nucleotides long. NCBI's taxonomy places the organism in Eukaryota, Metazoa, Rotifera, Eurotatoria, Philodinida, Philodinidae. The record is from the annotation of a GenBank genome assembly.